UCCCUCCGCGCAGCGGAACGGGGGCGCGGGCAUGUGAGGGGCGCACCCGGCGGGGAGGGAGGUCCCGUCGGCAGGAAGGCGGUCGGGAGCUCCUGCACACCGCAAGGAUACUGCAUUUCUGAGAACCAGAAUCUCUCCCAGACAUUUCAAAGGACUACACAGAAGACCUUCCUUUUUCUCAAGGGAAUCAAGUAACUGCGUUUGGACUUUUAAGUCAGUCCUAGUAUACGGAUGUGGACUUCAGGUAGAAUGAGCAAUGCAAAGAACUUGUUUGGACUUGGUGUCUCCUUGUAUUUUUGGGGACUGAUGGACCUUACUACACCUGUGCUGUCAGGAAGUGCCAGGCCCCUCACUGAAGGGCAAGAAGACAACCUGUCAGACAAGCUGCAUCAGCGUAUGAAGAGGAGCUGGGUGUGGAACCAGUUUUUUGUUCUGGAGGAAUAUACAGGAACUGACCCUCUCUACGUUGGAAAGCUCCACUCUGACAUGGACAGGGGAGAUGGUUCUAUCAAAUACAUCCUGUCGGGAGAGGGAGCUGGCAUUGUGUUCACGAUUGAUGACACGACAGGGGACAUCCAUGCCAUUCAGCGGCUGGACCGGGAAGAAAGGUCACAGUACACCCUCAGAGCGCAGGCUCUGGACAGGCGAACGGGCCGGCCCAUGGAGCCAGAGUCAGAGUUCAUCAUCAAAAUCCAAGACAUCAACGACAAUGAGCCCAAGUUCCUGGAUGGACCUUACGUAGCCUCUGUUCCAGAAAUGUCACCUGUGGGCACCUCUGUUAUCCAGGUGACAGCGACAGAUGCUGAUGACCCAACCUAUGGGAACAGCGCGAGAGUCGUAUACAGUAUUCUCCAAGGACAACCAUAUUUCUCUGUGGACUCUCGGACAGGCUUAAUUAGAACAGCUCUAAUGAACAUGGACCGAGAAGCAAAAGAAUAUUAUGAAGUGAUUAUCCAGGCCAAGGACAUGGGUGGACAGCUGGGAGGAUUAGCUGGAACAACCACAGUCAACAUCACUCUCUCUGAUGUCAACGACAAUCCACCCAGAUUUCCACAGAAGCAUUAUCAGAUGAGUGUGCUGGAGUCUGCUCCCGUCAGCUCCACCGUGGGUCGUGUGGUUGCUAAAGACCUGGACGAAGGCAUUAAUGCAGAGAUGAAAUACAGCCUCGUGGAUGGAGAUGGACUGGAUGUCUUUGAUAUUAACACUGAUCCUAAUUACCAAGUUGGCAUCAUCACUGUGAGAAAGCCUUUAAGUUUUGAGAGCAAGAAAAGUUACACCUUGAAGGUAGAGGGUGCCAACCCUCACCUGGAAAUGCGGUUCCUGAACCUUGGUCCCUUCCGUGACACCACCACCGUCCACAUCAGUGUGGAGGAUGUGGAUGAGCCUCCUGUGUUCGAGCCCAGCAUCUACUUUGUGGAAGUGCCCGAGGAUGUGGAGAUUGGGACCACCAUACAGAUCAUUUCUGCCAAGGACCCAGAUGUGACCAACAACUCCAUCAGAUACUCGAUUGACAGGAGCAGUGAUCCGGGACGGUUCUUUUAUGUUGACAUUACAUCAGGAGCACUGAUGACUGCAAGACCUCUUGACCGGGAGGACAUUUCUUGGCACAACAUCACUGUGUUGGCCAUGGAGCUGAAUAACCCCUCACAGGUGGGCAGUGUCUCUGUGACAGUGAAAGUCCUGGAUGUGAACGACAACGCACCAGAGUUUGCAAGAUUUUAUGAAACUUUUGUUUGUGAAAAUGCCAAAGCAGGCCAGCUGAUUCAGACAGUGAGUGCCAUCGACAGGGAUGACCCACAGGAGGGUCAGCACUUCUAUUACAGCCUGGCUCCAGAGGCAGCCAACAACCCCAACUUUACUCUAAGGGACAAUCAAGACAACACGGCGUGGAUUUUGACGAGGCGCGCUGGCUUCCGGCAGCACGAGCAGGGCACCUUCCACCUGCCCAUCGUCAUCAGCGACAACGGGCGCCCGGUGCUGAGCAGCACGGGCACGCUGACCGUGCACGUGUGCAGCUGCGACCAGGAGGGCGCCCUCAUGUCCUGCAGCGCCGAGGCCUACGUCCUCCCCGUCAGCCUGAGCCGAGGGGCCCUCAUCGCCAUCCUCGCCUGCAUCUUUGUCCUGCUGGUGCUGGUGCUCCUCAUCCUCUCCAUGCGGCGCCAGCGGAAGCAGCCGUACAUCAUCGACGAGGAGGAGAACAUCCACGAGAACAUCGUCAGGUACGACGACGAGGGCGGCGGCGAGGAGGACACGGAGGCCUUCGACAUCGCCGCCAUGUGGAACCCGCGGGAGGCCCAGCUGGUGGUGAGGAACCGGCAGGACAUGCUCCCUGAGAUAGAGAGCCUCUCCCGCCACGUGCCUCAGGCGUGCGUCAUGGACAACAACGUCCACAACUACGUGCUGGCCAAGCUCUACGAAGCUGACAUGGACCUGUGGGCGCCUCCCUUCGACUCCCUGCAGACCUACAUGUUUGAGGGGAGCGGCUCGGUGGCAGAGUCGCUCAGCUCCCUACAGUCCGUGAGCACAGACUCAGACCAGAGCUACGACUACCUGACGGACUGGGGGCCGCGCUUCAAGAAGCUGGCCGAGAUGUACGGGGCCACGGACAGCAGCGGGGCUCUGUGGUAACAGCCAGGAGUGGCAGAGGGCUUUCCAUGUCAAACGGUGUCCAGCUCGGUCCAUUCUCAUCAGAUGCUUCCAUGGACGUGGGUGAGGCCUCAUUAAAAAAUAGCAAUACAGUGCUUGGAUGAGAAUGGGAAGGUGCGAAUGAAGGUCUCUCUGGAUCAGCUUUACUCACUUAAAUUAAGUCACAUUUUUUGAAACUUUGAGAAACAGAAGGAAGGAAGUUUUUUUCUUGGUUCUUACAGCAAAAUUGGAGAGCUCCUCACCUGGAAUAUGGCAUUGCUCUCUCUCUCUCUCUUCCUUUCUUUCUCCUUUGUACACGGCAGCUUACUGAGCUCUAUACACCAGGGUUCAAAGAUCUGUAAACUCCAGUUGUAAUCUCCAACUCACUGAGAAAUUGUCACCACAGAAGAGUUGCUUCCUACUGAUCUUUUUUUCCCCAUUAAAACAGAAAGAAUUGCUUGCUAACAAAAGAAAAAAAUCCACAAAGCAGAAAAUUGAAGCUGGAAUCUCAGAGGGCUCCUUGUAAACUAAACUCCUCCCUCUGUUGCUAACAGAGUUCUUUUUUAAUUCUUUAGAAACAAGGCUGAGGUUGGGGGUUUUUUUCCAUGUGACUGAGAGGGCUGGGGAAGAGGCUUUGAAUUUCUGCUCUAGUUUAAUGGCUGAUCUGUGAGUCAUUGGCGUUAACACUAAUCCAUCUCCUAUUAAGUUUGUGUAAAUUUAUUCUUGACUCUUUAAAACCCGACUCUGCUAAACUUCUCAGAACAGAACCAGAAAAUCUGCCUCUUUUGCACUGUAGAUGUCUCUUCCAUGUGCCAAAUGUGAAGAUUAGAUUCUACCAAUGAAAGCCAAAUAAAUUUUAAAAUAAGAAAAAGCUAUAUUUGGUAACUACAUGGGUUAGAUGGGCUUUCCUAAUCUGUGUGAGGUCAAUCCAAGGGAUGUUUACAUACUGUAGAUAACCUACUUGAACAAAUGCAGUAUUAUAGACCAAUAAAUGGAUGUAAGAAAAUUACAUGUAUAAGUUUUGUAUAUUUGUUAAUUUUGGUAAUAAAUAUGAUGUACUGCA
This is a messenger RNA of Ficedula albicollis (Collared flycatcher), 3688 nucleotides long. It is a transcript of the gene CDH20, whose product is annotated as cadherin 20. Lineage: Eukaryota; Metazoa; Chordata; Aves; Passeriformes; Muscicapidae. The transcript is spliced from 12 exons. Gene Ontology annotation, biological process: cell morphogenesis; homophilic cell-cell adhesion; cell-cell junction assembly. The record is from RefSeq and is a predicted model, not a curated record. Gene Ontology annotation, molecular function: cadherin binding; calcium ion binding. Bases 232 to 2628 code for a protein of 798 amino acids. Gene Ontology annotation, cellular component: catenin complex; plasma membrane; adherens junction.